Sphaerodactylus townsendi is the source of this 3632-nucleotide messenger RNA. RefSeq names its product RAD51 associated protein 1 (gene RAD51AP1). Bases 150 to 992 code for a protein of 280 amino acids. Gene Ontology annotation, biological process: interstrand cross-link repair; double-strand break repair via homologous recombination. The record is from RefSeq and is a predicted model, not a curated record. Gene Ontology annotation, molecular function: single-stranded DNA binding; double-stranded DNA binding. The transcript is spliced from 8 exons. Lineage: Eukaryota; Metazoa; Chordata; Lepidosauria; Squamata; Sphaerodactylidae.
CUGCGCAGUACGAAUGGUCAGUUCCUCACCCGCCGCGCUCGGAGAGAGCGUUAGUUCAGCUCUGGGCGCAUGCGCCCUGUAACUGUAUGUCCGGCUUUGGCAGUUUGCGCGGGAGAUACGAACUGGCAGCUGCCUGAAAAGGGUUGGGGAUGACGCGGAGGAGCAAAAAAGCAGUAGAUUAUUCUCAGUUUGGAGAUGGCGAUGAUAGUGAUGAUGAAGACUUUACAAGUAUUGCUGCACCAUCACACAAAAAGUCAAAGCGGGAGACAAAGAAGAAAAAGGAACCACAAAAUAAACUCCCCAAAGAGGAAGUUCAGUUGCAGAAAAGAGCACCAAACAAAAGGGUUGCCUUGGAUGACAAGCUUUAUCAUAGAGAUUUAGAAGUUGCCUUAGCUCUGGCAGUGAAUGAACCAGCGUUAGGCACCUGCAAAGUAAAAGAUUCACAGGAGCAAGUCCUGCAUGAAAGCGCAAAUCGACGUGAUGGGACUGUAAAGGAUUCUCAACAAAGAACAGCAGCAUCCCAACAGAAGCCACUGAGUGAGAGUCAAGGUAGCGGAAGUUCUGCUCACAGCUAUGAGCCAGAAGCCAUUUCAACUGAAGAAUCAAAAGCUAAUUCCAGUUUUAGUGAAGACAGCGAUGAUGAAUUUCUUGAGAAGGCAACUAAAGAAAAUGGAAAGAGAGGAAAGAUGCUAAGUGCUCAAAGUGAACAAGCAAAGACAACUUCCAAAUUGAAAACAAGCUCUGUGGUUCAAGCAAAACCUCAGCCAACUUUGAAAAGAGACCCAAGAUCUUCAGAGCCAAUGGGAAAGCCUUUAAAAACAUCAAGCCCCACAGCACCCAAGAGGCCCAGCUGGAAACCACCAGCUGCAUCAGGAAGAAGUAAUAACCCACUGGGAGGAGUCCUUGUGAAAUCACCCACUCAGAGUCUCAGACUUGGCCUUUCCAGAUUGGCAAGAGUGAAGCCCCUGCACCCCAGCGUUACCAGUAUCUGAAUCGCCCUGUGAUGACUUUAGAGGUUGCAAACUCAGAUUUUAAAGAAUUGGUGGAGGUGGGGAACAUUCCUAAUUUUAUAAAACAAGAAAUUGGAAAACCCAUGGACCACAGACUGAUAAUUCAAGGCCAGAAGAAGUAUUUGUAAAGGUUUCGUAAGAUGUAAAGUGACGACAACAAUUAGAACCUUGUGUGAUCUUGCAUUUGUGAUCGCUCCUUAACAACUGAAAUUUUUACAUUGUUGACCCAUUCACUCAUUGUUAUGAGUGGGUGGCAGACAAUUGUGGUCUGUGGAAGUCACUGAGCCACCACCACCAGGCUGGGCCAGAUUCCUCAAGACCUGCAAUAUCUGUCAACAGAUCUACGGGUUGGAUCCAGAGUGGAGCUUCGCAGAUGGAACUGAACUUUCCUGUCCCCCAGAAUUCUGUUCUUGGGCAACAGUUGAUCCUCAAGAAGUAUUGGUGGUAAAAGUGUGGAUCUACAGCUGGGACAGUAUUGCUAAAAAAUCACCCCGUCUGUUGACAGAAUGGCCUUCCACCAGUUGAAGACAAUCUUCGGGUGUAGUUCAUGAUUUUUCAACAUUGCAGGGGCUCAGUACACACAAAGAAGCUUAUUUGGAUAUCUUGGUAUUUAAGUAAAGGCCAGCUUCCAAUCACAAUCUGGUAUUUUCUUCAUGCCACUGGAGUUCAUUCUACUAAAUCUGUUCUGCUUGAUUCAACUCAGCAAGCAUUACUCCUGCUCAGAUCUUGGCAAGAACUAUUGACACGUCUGCCUUUACGUAUUCAUUGAUGGAUGUGUGUGUCACUGACUUUUAUAAAAUAAAUGUUUUUUUUUUAAAUAGCACAAAGCUUAGCUGCUUCCUUCAGUUCUAAGGCUUUUGUUUUUCAUAGAAUUCAACACUGAGCCCUAAAAGUAAACUGGUUCAGGUUACAGUUGGGUCUCUGGGAAAAGUACCCAAACUGGCCCAUGUAAAACAAACUCAGGAGCUAUUUAGAACAACCAAAACGUUAUUACUGCUGUGGUCUUUUGUCAUUUUUUAAAAGUGAGGGAAGUGGGUGUUCCAUUAAAGGUUAAGUGAGAUCAGCUUCCCAGCACCACUCCUUGCCCAAGUUCAUGAAGUUCAAAGCCAUUCCAAAGGGUUCAGAAACUUGGGUGGAUACCUGGAAAGGUGGAGGGCGCACAGCUGUCUUUCACAGAGUAGUUCUGCUGGGACCCUUGACGGAAGGAUUGGUCAUCAGCAUCAACUAUAGGUGAUUCUCCUCCAUCCUUGCAUGUAGGCCUGUCUGACUUAGGGUGAACUCAUAGGGUUUUCAAGGCAAGAGAUGGAGCAAAAGUGGUUUUGCAACUGCCUGUCUUUGUAACCAUCCUGGAUGGCCUGGGUGGUCUUCCAUUCAAGCAUGAACCUGGCGUGACCCUGUUUCGCUUCUGAGAUCCGAUGAGAUCAAACAAUCAGCCUGGGAUUGUUAGGGCCGAUUCCUCAGCCCUGUAUGUGUGUGAAGUGCUGUCAAUUCACAUUUGACCAAUGGCAACCCUGUGAAUCAAUGACCUCCGAAAGGUCCUAUUGCUAGCAGCCUUGCUCAGGUCUUGCAGACUGAGCCUUCUAUUUCUGUGAAGCCAUUGAUAUCAGAGCUAGAGCUGAUGCAUCCUUUGCAAGGGCAGUGCUCAGUGCUCUCUUGAACGCAUGGACUGAUCUUAGAGCGGGUUAGAUCACUGGUAUAUCACAGUCAGUUUUGUCCAUUCUAACUGGUUGCAGAUGCUCCAUUGCUGUUGCAUUGUGCCUUUAGUUGAGGCUGCUGUUGAAUCUGGAAUCUUGAACAGGUGCAGAAUGUAUCCGCUAGAUGACUGACUGGGAUGAAAUGUUAGGAAUGCUUAUUAAAACCUUGAAUUCCCACUAAUGGUACACGUGGUAGACCUAGGUCCUAGAAGAUGAAAAUUGCUGAGGGUUAGCGAUUGAGGAUCACUUUGUCAAAGGCUUCAUUGCAUCGAUUUUGUCCAGUUGAUUCACAUACUCUUCGUUUCAUCGAAGCUGCAUAUGGUGCCCGUAUAGGUUUGCCACCCACCAAAUGGAGAUGGAGUUCUCCUAGAAUUGCAGCUGAUCUCCCAACAACAGAGUUCAGUUACCCCAAAGGAAAUGACAGUUUUGGAAGGCAGACUCUAUGGCAGUGGUGGCGAACCUAUGGCACGCAUGCCAGACGGGGCACUCUUUGUGGGCACUCGGCAGUGACAUAGCGGCAAGGGGGCGGCGAUGCACCAGGAGGUGUUCAGGGCGGGGCGGAUGGGGGCAUGGCAGGGGCACAGGGCGCAUUCAUGUCCCUCUCAGUUCCCCCUCACUCUGUCCCUGGUACUUGGUCUCUAAAAGGUUCGCCAUCACUGCUCUAUGGCAUAUCCCUGGCAACCCUGCCUUCCCCAGUAAUUUCUCAACCUAGAGUUGGCAACCCUAUGCCCAGAGUGCCAUGGUGCACCCCUUCACCUUUCCUGGGCACUCCAGCCAAGUGCUUGUUUUUUAAGUGGAUGGGGCUUUUGCUUGGGGGCGGGGGGGCUAUGACUGUCAUUUUGGAGAUCAGGCUGGUUGUGCAAACUUUUAAAUACAUUGCUUUGGAUUUUCACUGAUUGUGUGUUGCAGAAUAAACAAAUAAAAGGCA